UUGUUGUUGAACGGACCGCAAGCCUUUUUAAGUCUAUAGAUAUGGCCCAUAUAAGCGACUCAAAGAUCAAGGAGUACUACGAUGUUGCUCUGGACUUAGUUAUCAAAUGUGGUCCCAUAUUUAGGGAGGGCUACAAUAAAACAAACAAAGAGGUUAUGGUGAAAGCGGCCUUUUUUGACCUUGUCACCGUCUACGACCGUCAAAUUGAAGAAAAGCUAACCGAGGGUCUACUGAAAGCAUUCCCUGAAUCACAUUUCAUAGGUGAGGAAGCGUUAGCUGAUACGAAGCAGCUGCCGGAGCUGACAGAUGCACCUACAUGGAUCAUUGAUCCCAUCGAUGGCACCACAAAUUACAUACACAGGCUUCCGCAUUGUGGUAUUUCGGUUGCUUUGGCGAUUGAUAAGCAGCUUGCGGUGGGCAUUAUCUACAACCCAGCGGCAAAUGAAUUGUACUCGACGUGGAGGGGACACGGAGCCUUUCUAAAUGGUGAACCCAUUAAAGUAUCCAGUGCGGCUACGAUGUCCAGCGCGGUGGUAGGACACGAAAUAACGCUCGUUAAUGUGGCUCCAUUGCGUGAUAGAUGCCUUAAACGUGCUUAUAAACUGGGUUCUGUAGCUGCUGGCACGCGAUGCUUAGCAAGUGCUGCCUUAUCCCUGGCGUAUGUAGCAAAGGGCACUCUGGAUGCUUAUCACGUGGACUAUCUAAAGCCCUGGGAUGUAGCUGCCGGAGUGCUGCUGGUGCGCGAAGCCGGCGGGGUGGUACAUAAUACAAAUGGCAGCGUGUUUAAUUUAAUGAAGCCAAACCUUGUGGCCGCCGGCACAGAGCCGCUUGCCCAGGAGAUCAUACAACUGAUCGAGCAAUCAGCUCAAAUUAAGGCCUACACAUUCACUUAGUUUAUAAGCCAAUUACUGCACUUACAUUGGGCGGCAUGCCGUGCGUUUGAUAGCCAAUCGGCGACAUAUUCGGUCCAGCUGGUG
This is a messenger RNA of Drosophila novamexicana, 977 nucleotides long. Its product is annotated as inositol monophosphatase ttx-7-like. The record is from RefSeq and is a predicted model, not a curated record. The coding region runs from base 42 to 893 and encodes 283 amino acids. Gene Ontology annotation, biological process: phosphatidylinositol phosphate biosynthetic process; signal transduction; inositol metabolic process. The transcript has 4 exons. NCBI's taxonomy places the organism in Eukaryota, Metazoa, Arthropoda, Insecta, Diptera, Drosophilidae. Gene Ontology annotation, molecular function: inositol monophosphate 1-phosphatase activity.